Messenger RNA from Platichthys flesus (European flounder), 4101 nucleotides. RefSeq names its product circadian-associated transcriptional repressor-like. Gene Ontology annotation, molecular function: RNA polymerase II cis-regulatory region sequence-specific DNA binding. Lineage: Eukaryota; Metazoa; Chordata; Actinopteri; Pleuronectiformes; Pleuronectidae. Gene Ontology annotation, biological process: circadian regulation of gene expression; negative regulation of DNA-templated transcription. The transcript has 6 exons. Gene Ontology annotation, cellular component: nucleus. Bases 241 to 1284 code for a protein of 347 amino acids. The record is from RefSeq and is a predicted model, not a curated record.
GUGUGUGUCUGUGUGUGUGUCUGUGUGUGUGUGUGGCCCCGCCCCUCCCGGACACGUUGCCCAGGGAGAGGCUGCACGCGCUCCUCUCUCUAGUCCCCGCCCGCCUCAGCUGCUCUCAUGGUUUCACUCCAUCAUCUCUUCUCUCCAGGUCCGGACGCUCGACGCUGCGGGUCCUGGUCUCCCGAGGAACUUCAGCCCUGGUCCGUGAUGCUCUCCGCCGGCUGAGGGUCCAACUCCAACAUGUCCACCUCAGACUCGGAUUACUCCAUCGACUGGCUCGCCAGCGACGAGGAGGACUACGACAACAGGUCCAGUCCUCAGGACGGAGCGGAGCAGGUGUCUCCAUCGUCUUCUUCAUCUUCGUCAGGAGAACCUCCGGCUGCAGCCGCUCACAGCGUCUCCUCGGACUGUAAAGAUGGAGGUUCUCCGUCACUCAGUCCACUUCAGGGAUUCACUUCAGUUCCUCCGCAGCAGCCACUUCCUGUGGAGUCACGUGGUUCAAACAGGAAGAGGACACUCAACGCCAGUUUGAACGCACUCUGUGAAGAACCUCAAGAAGACUCUGGAGAGGAACUCUUCUCCCUCAAGUGUUCCCAGCUGCAGAGCUACGUCCCUCCUCUGUCGUCCAUCCUGCGCAGCCUGAGGUCCGGACGCUACUCUGAACGUCUCAGCACUUUUCAAGAGAGCAUCGCUGUGGACCGGAUCCAGAGGAUCCUGGGGGUCCUGCAGAAUCCACACAUGGGUGGACGCUUCCUCAGCAUCGUACUGAAAAUAGAAGAAAUGCUUCAGAGCUGGUUUCCUCAUAUUAAAUCAAAUCCUCAGACGGACGACAGCUCGUCGGCCGAGAAGCAGAAGCAUCAUCAUCACAGUGCCUCCCCUCCUCCUCCUCCUGCUCCUCCUCCUCCUCCUCCUCCUGCUCCCUGCUCCUCAGACGUGGAGCCGACAGCCUCCUUCUCCUCCUUCUCUUCCUUCUCCUCCUUCUCCUCCUUCUCCUCCUCUCACCUCACAUGUCUUCACUCGUCUCCCGUCUGCUCUGUGAAACCUCUGGAGUCGACGCUCGGCCCUCGGGCCCCCCCCUGCAGCCAGGAGGUGACCCAGGUCAACGCCGUCUCCUCCAGCACCGACUCGCUCACCGGGCCCCGGCGCCGCUCCUGCACUCCCCCUCGUCUGAGCCAGGGGGCGCCGCCCUUCAAGAUCAGCUCUCCUUGUCUGGAGCGCCUCCUGCAGGCGAAGGACAGCAUCAUCGCUCCCAGGACUGUGGGAGAUGGAGGCUGGUUGUCUUAGCUGAGCCGAUGGUCUGGGGUCAGAUCCCCACGUGGCGUCCGGAGCCCGAGACGCUACAGCCUUAAACUGAAGCAUGUUUCAAGUCUCUGGAACCUUCUCAUCUACAUGAAAUGUAGAAGAUCCACAGUUUUCAGGGUGAAACUCAAAUAAAGACACUGAUUGUUGUUUGUCCGUGAGACGAAUGGUCUUCCCUCGUCUUCUGGACACGUCUCCUCACCUCAGACUGGACGGCUCCUCUGGAUCUGAAAAUGAAUCGUGAUCGGUUUGAUCAACUGAGACUUUGACUGUUACGUUCCUCGGAUCUUUUUAGGUUAGCUACGAUUCCUCUACCUCAUUCUGAACCCACGUCACAGCUCUACGACAUCUGAGACCACGUUCAGUCAAACAGGAAGUGACUCCAUGGAUCAGAGGGAAGAUCCGAGACCUUCGAUAAAUGGGAAUUUCUGAUUUUCAUUUCUCGAAGGUCUUUCUUCUUUUAAACUUUCUCUCACUCUGACGACGUCUGUAAACCUCUUCAUUGAAAUCACCACAGAGGAAACGAUUCUUCAUGUAGUUUCACUUCUCCGGGUUCUGGACAUCGUGAGACUUGGACAAACACAAACAGGGAAGUUAAAAUGUGUAAGACUUGAUCUGACUCAGGAUUUCUCACCAUAACAGGAAGAAGCAGUGAUGAGUGAUGUGAUAAUUUAUUUUGAAACCCUGUUGAACGAGGGAAAACGCACUGUUUACUCUGUGAAUUGAAAAUUGACAGAAGGUUUUGAACCGUGUGCGUCUCUCAGAGAGAAUCGAACAAUGUCUCGAACAAUGGAUUAACUGACGAUCUUAGAACUGAACUGAGAAAUUAACGUGUGGAAAAAACUUGUGUUUAGUGAAGUUGAGGCUUAGUUUGAAAGUUUAAAAAUUUUCGUUGUGACUUCUGACCUGAGUGAGACGAGGACUGAGCGGAGCUGCGUGGACUCGUUGUGACGCGUCAUGUCCCCCAGAGUCAUGUCCCCCAGAGUCAUGUCCCCCAGCGUCAUGUCUUCCAGCGUCAUGUCCCCCAGCGUCAUGUCCCCCAGCGUCAUGUCCCCCAGCGUCAUGUCUCCCAGCGUCAUGUCCCCCAGCGUCAUGUCCCCCAGCGUCAUGUCCCCCAGCGUCAUGUCCCCCAGCGUCAUGUCUUCCAGCGUCAUGUCCCCCAGCGUCAUGUCCUCCAGCGUCAUGUCCCCCAGCGUCAUGUCCCCCAGCGUCAUGUCCCCCAGAGUCAUGUCCCCCAGCGUCAUGUCCCCCAGCGUCAUGUCCCCCAGCGUCAUGUCCUCCAGCGUCAUGUCCCCCAGCGUCAUGUCCUCCAGAGUCACCUGACACAAGCUCUAUCCUCAGAUUAUGAAUCUCUGGGUAGGGAUCUGCACAUUGGUCUCUUUCCUCAGCUCACCACAGGGGGCGCUGUAUUAACGUGUCGAUUGUGAAUUAAUCACAGAAUUUCAAGUCUGAAAAUGUCCAGACUCGUUUACUCAAGUUUUCUUCCAGACGUCUCGGACGCGUGUUUGAAUCACGAAUCUUUCAACUGAAGUUCAUUUUUUCACAGUUUCUUUAAGUUAAUGACAGAAAACAGAUUUAAAUAGAAUCACUGGUUUCUCUGUUUCUAAGUGAUGCAGUCAAACGUUGGUAUUGCAGCUUUAUGAAUCGAUCUCAUGAACAAUAAGUAUAGAUAGCUGUCGGUUCAUUCUUCUUAAUAUCGACUCAGAUCCUGACUCGAUUCUGCGUCAGACCCAACACUCUCUGAUUGGAUGACGGGAUCAUGUGAUCGUCUCAGUGAACCUUCUUUGAACAGACAGUGAUGAAACGUGAUUUAACCCUGCAGCAGGACACGUCUCACUGGACAGCGGGACACGUCUCACUGGACAGCGGGACACGUCUCAUUGGACAGCGGGACACGUCUCACUGGACAGUGGGACACGUCUCAUUGGACAGCGGGACACGUCUCACUGGACAGCGGGACACGUCUCACUGGACAGUGGGACACGUCCUAUUGGACAGUGGGACACGUCUCAUUGGACAGCGGGACACGUCCUAUUGGACAGCUGGACACGUCUCACUGGACAGUGGGACACGUCUCAUUGGACAGCGGGACACGUCUCACUGGACAGUGGGACACGUCUCAUUGGACAGCGGGACACGUCUCACUGGACAGCGGGACACGUCUCACUGGACAGUGGGACACGUCCUAUUGGACAGUGGGACACGUCUCAUUGGACAGCGGGACACGUCCUAUUGGACAGCUGGACACGUCUCACUGGACAGUGGGACACGUCUCAUUGGACAGCGGGACACGUCUCACUGGACAGUGGGACACGUCUCAUUGGACAGCGGGACACGUCUCACUGGACAGCGGGACACGUCUCACUGGACAGUGGGACACGUCCUAUUGGACAGUGGGACACGUCUCAUUGGACAGCGGGACACGUCCUAUUGGACAGCUGGACACGUCUCACUGGACAGUGGGACACGUCUCACUGGACAGUGGGACACGUCUCAUUGGACAGUGGGACACGUCCUAUUGGACAGCUGGACACGUCUCACUGGACAGUGGGACACGUCUCACUGGACAGUGGGACACGUCUCAUUGGACAGCUGGACACGUCCUAUUGGACAGCUGGACACGUCUCACUGGACAGCGGGACACGUCUCAUUGGACAGUGGGACACGUCUCAUUGGACAGCUGGACACCGAACCAGAGCCGAGAGCUUUUUCUUGUACAUAGUUGUGUUUUUUUAUUCACCCCCCUCAGUUAUAGACUUUGUGAUAUUUUGUAUUUCUGAAAUAAAGUGGACGUCUUCUUUC